AUGGCAAUAAGCAACGCUGAAGAAGAGUUUGGUAGGAUCAAUGUAAAAGAUGGAUGCAUGUCUGUGGAUGACCUGUUCUAUAUGCUGCAAGUCAGUGUUCAAAGCAUUGUUGAGCUCCUCGAGUGUGGGUACGAUGUCUUGGUGCUCAAGAAACAAUGCGCUACUAUACGCUCCAGAAUUGAUGGGUUUGUUGACAUUCUGAAUCACCAGACAUCAAAGAAAUACGUUUUGCCGAAAGACGAGUUGCUACAGAAGCUCAACAAGUUGAAUUGUAGUAUGAAAAUGAUCUCACCAAAAAGAAUAAAGGAAUCUCACAGUUGUGAGAGUAAAGAAGAGCGUCGUCAACGAGCAUGGAUCAAUUUAGAUGGACGCUACUUUCUAAGUGGAACAUCGUGUACGCUGGAUGAGCUGGUUCAAUGGAGCAAAUCAAAUGCCUUUCCAGCGUCUUACAAAUGCAUUCUGAUAUUGCGGACGUUUGAAGCUUAUAUGUUUGAGAAGGCGCUGCUGCUAAAUGGCGAUGGUCCCUGCGGUCAAGGAACUGGCGACAUUACUUUUAGUCUGGAGCAGAUGCAGGCAUUUGUUUCGCAGUACGAGGGAGUUAUAAAUUCGUGGUACCAACUUCCACGAAUGACGUCUGUUCUUGAUGUGGAACAGCGCAGUCGCAAAAUGUUGGUGAUGUGGAUUGCAUUUUGCUUCGUCCAUCAGAGAUGCGUGGGUGAAGUCCCUCUUUGCACCAACUAUAACAUCGCGCUAGAAUGGAGAGACCUUAAAGUAGCUGUUUUGAGUGAUGAAGCAGCCAUUUUGGCCCUUCAGCACGUCGCACGGUAUAUUCGCACGUGGAAUAACACUAACCAGAGGCCCCCACUAUUCCACUUGACCAACCAGGAACCAACAUUUGAUUUUGGACAAAGAUUCGGAUUGGGUAGCACCAGCAUGAUGGACGUCUAUAACCGUGAAAUCGAGAUUUGGGAAGCGCGCGUUAAAGAAAAGUGGAACGAAAUUGAAACGAAGAAGAGAAAGGUUGCUGAACUUCGAGCGGAGAUUUCACGUCUGAAUCAAAAUCUGGUGUCAAAAAAACUGUUGUUGACAAUUGAGGAGGAGCGUUUACGCCUAAACUACCGUUCCAAUUCUUAUGGCUACUAUCCAACGUCAAAGCCCUUUAAAAAGCGGAGUUGGAGACCGAUAUCAAUGCGAUUAACUUCCGCUAUCAGGACAAAUGAGGAAACGCUGGAGAGAACUCUUGUUGCUCCCCGAUACUUAGUACGGCCUCUUCCUCCAGCAAAGAGUGACGCAAUCACAGUGAUUUUCAUGAUGACCAUGCCGCGCAAUAUUGAAAUCUUGGGCAGCUUAUGCUUAACCGCACAACGAUCUCUUGCUGCCAAUGCAGGAGAGUGCUUUACCGAACUUGAGCACCACGACAUGGUGGCUAUUUUACAAUCAGAACGCACCAACUCAAGCGAUACAUGCUACCAGUAUAGUGUUUACAGCGAGCCCUGCUCCCUUCUCUCUUCCGAGAUCUUGCGGUCCCAAUAG
Molecule: messenger RNA, 1533 nt
Organism: Peronospora farinosa
Lineage: Eukaryota; Oomycota; Peronosporomycetes; Peronosporales; Peronosporaceae
Source: the annotation of a GenBank genome assembly